AUGUUGUUGACGCCAAUUUACAUUGCAAUGACUUUUAUAAAAACUUGGCGUAUUCGUUCAUUUCGUGCUCGUCUCCUGGAGUUCCUUAGUGGUAAUACGAGUGUUGCUUUUUGCAAAGUCCCUGAAAAUGCAGCAGAAACACCUACAUUGAGUUCAAAACUUUGCACAAAUCCGAAAAAUGCUUACCUUUGUGAUUUAUUGGAUUAUACAAAUGCUUCAAGAAUUUGUAGUAUGAAACCAACACAAUGCAUAGAGAUUAAUGAUUGGGUGACAUGUGCAGGAGGUUUGCCUUUGGGCUCAAGUGACAUUUCACCAGUGACAGAUCUUGAUGUUGAAGUGCUCUUAGAAUGUGAAAUGGAGCCGCAUGAAGGAAGUUCGCAUCAUGAUAUAAUAUCUUUGGAGUCCAUGGGCCAACCAGUGGCAUGGAAGGCAGGUUCACAUUUAGCAAUAGUCUUAAAGACUAAUAUUGAGCACCUCAGUGUGGUUGGUUUUCACUUUACUGGUGGAGAAUUUAUUAUAGACCAUAAACUUCCAGUUGUUAGGAUACAAACUGUACAAAUCUCAGGCGAACCAAACAAUGCAGCUGAUGUGUCAAUGAGGGGUCUACGCAGUGACAUUCAACAAGGAUUGAAACAAUUUCCCGAAUUAUUCCAGUGGCCAGUUCAUGCAGCUUUGCUUAGGAAAUUGUCUAAAGUUGUUGAUAUAAAAUCAGAUAUUAGAAAUACAACUGUCGAAAUGAAUGGUGGUACUGAUCAGGUUAUGGAUACAACACCAGUAAAAAGGUCUGUGACAAUGGCAGAUGUAAGCACCAUAACAACUAAAUCACUAUCACCAGAUGAAGAAUUUGAUAAACCUGUAGAAACCAUUAAGGUUGAUGAAAAUGUAAAAUCUCAAGAAAAAUCACCAGAAAAGAAGAGUAAAGACAAGUCGGAAGAAAAUGGAAAAGAAGUAGUUGUUGAAAAUGUCACUGUUGAAAUUCAACAUAAUAUCACACCAAAGAAAUCUAGUUUGAAAUUAGACUUAAGAAAAGGCACUAGUCAACUUUCUACAUCAUUGUUAAAUAUAUCUAGUCAAAUAAAAUCCGUAACCACCCAUAAAAGAAUAAUAAGUACAUCAGGACCAAAGAAAACUCAACCACAAAUUGAUGCAACACAGGCAAUUAAGGAAGAACAUAAAAAUAAAUGUUCACCACAACAGAGUACAUCAAAGUCAUUAAAAAGUUUCCGUCCAUUAGUAAAUACAAAAUCACCAAAUAUUUUAAUAUACUCUGAUAGUGUAGCAGCUAGGGAUAAUUUAGAAGCUUCUCUUAGGAAAGUGUUGGAUUGUGACAGGUACACGCUAUACAGCGUGUCCCGUGAGUCUUUAGAGGCCGGGGCGUGGCGAGGACGUGCUGCGCUAGUGGCUGUCGCAGGUUGCGUGGGUCGCUGUGCGCCCUUGCUGUUGGCGCAUUUGCUCGAUGGAGGCCGGUUGCUUGCUCUAUGCUCAGAUUUGUUACAUACAGUGUUGCCUUAUUAUAAGACUGCUGAGGUUCGUGAAAAUGAAAUUGUACAGUUCAGUUACGACAAAUGGAAGUCAGUAAAAAUGAAACAUCACAUAUUUUGUUAUCAGGCAUCGCCCGCUAAGAAACAAUUCUCUACUGAAAGUGAUAGGCAACCAUCAAAAUACACUGGUCACCCUGGACAUGAGCUGGACAUUCAGAUCCUGGCGUCGGAGGAAACAUGGCGAACUCCAUCUUUAUUACAAGCAACUGAUACUAUCAACAACGGUAUAGCGAUUUUUUCUCAGAUUCAUCUUGAAGCUGAUCCAAGCGAUUAUUUAGGCGAGGAAGGUUUGAAAAGCAACGAAGCCCGUUUAGGAAUCCUUCACAAAAUAAUGGGUGAUAUCUUGGGCCUCCACGUCAAAGAUCCAAAGGAGAUACGCAAUCUGGACUACACGAUGGGAUACUUUCUAGGAAAUCACGUGCAUAAGCUCUCGUUAGUGGACGGUUGGUGUCCGCCGGUGGAAGAAGGCAAACGUGUGAAGAAGUUAGACAAAUUAACUAUUCAAUGGUGCAUGAGAGGCGAGGAGCCCAUCGAACCUCCAUCGGCUACAUUUUUACCUGUAUGCCUUUAUGAGUGUCCUGAAAAUUUCUCAACCGUAGAAUAUUUUGAUAACUUAACUUCGGCAUCGUUAGGCCGGCUGGUGGUAUACGCGGAUGUGAUCGAGUCGACGACGCAUGUGGUGGGUGGCGGUGCACUGGCGCACGGCGUGGCGGCGGUGGCGCGGCGCCAGCUCGCCGCCCUCGGCCGCGCCGGCAACGCCUGGCUCACGCCACCCGGACAGGCGGCCGUGUCGCUGCAGCGCGGCGCCAGUACCGUGUGUCACGUAACGCGGCGCCAGUACCGUGUGUCACGUAACGCGGCGCCAGCUCGACGCUCGCGGCCGCGCCGGCAACGCCUGGCUCAUGCCACCCGGACAGGCGGCCGUGUCGCUGCAGGUACCGUGUGUCACGUGGCGCGGUGGCAGCUCGCCGCCCGCGGCCGCGUCGGCAAUGCCUGGCUCACGCCACCUGGACAGGCGGCCGUGUCGCUGAGGGUACCGUGUGUCACGCAGCGCGGCGCCAGCUCGGCGCCCGCGGUCGCGCCGGCAACGCCUGGCUCACGCCGCCCGGACAGGCGGCCGUGUCGCUGCAGGUACCGUGUGUCACGUAGCGCGGCGCCAGUACCGUAUGUCACGAAGCGCGGCGCUAGCUCGGCGCCCGCGGCCGCGCCGGCAAUGCCUGGCUCACGCCGCCCGGACAGGCGGCCGUGUCGCUGCAGGUACCGUGUGUCAUGUAGCGCGGAGCCAGCUCGGCGCCCGCGGCUGCGCUGGCAACGCCUGGCUCACGCCACCCUGACAGGCGGCCGUGUCGCUGCAGGUACCGUGUGUCACGUGGCGCGGUGCCAGCUCGGCGCCCGCGGCCGCGCCGGUAACGCCUGGCUCACGCCGCCCGGACAGGCGGCCGUGUCGCUGCAGGUGUGGCGUAAGAUGUCUCCAACAUUGUCCCUCAUCCAACACGCGGCGGCGUUAGCGGUAGUUCGCGCUGUACGCACUGACCCCGCUUACGAACACUUAGACAUCAGAAUAAAAUGGCCUAAUGACAUUUACUAUGGUCGUGACGUGAAGAUAGGUGGAGUCAUCACCACAGCGAGCUGCUUGGAUGAUGACGUGAUAUUACACAUAGGCACUGGUGUGAACAUAUCAAACAGUGUUCCAACGACGUGCGUGAACGACAUCAUAUCUGAAUACAAUAAGGAACACGGAACUAACCUGGCCUCGAUAUCGAUAGAGAAGUUCCUAGCGCGCUACUGUUCGCAACUCGAACGGAUCCUCGAUUAUAUCGACACUAAGGGAGGAUUGGAGGCGUUUCUGGAGCAGUAUUACCAAUACUGGCUGCAUGAUCAAGAAGAAAUCCGCGUAAAAUGCAAAGACUCGGACACUCCUAUUGAAGGCACUAUAACAGGCGUGGACGAAGCGGGCUGGCUUCGUGUACGCAUUGGAGGGCAGGAAAUAAAGGUAGCCCCUGAUGGGAACACGUUCGAUAUCAUGAGCGGGCUCAUCGCACCGAAGAUCUAA
Parnassius apollo (apollo) is the source of this 3594-nucleotide messenger RNA. Lineage: Eukaryota; Metazoa; Arthropoda; Insecta; Lepidoptera; Papilionidae. The record is from the annotation of a GenBank genome assembly.